CAGAAAGGAAGGUGGCCGUUGUUAUCAGGUAACAAAAACAAUUAAUAACUUAAUAAUUAGCCGUUAAAAAUCGUUAUAAAAAUUAAUCGGAAUUUCUGAAAUAGUAGAGGUGAUAUAAGUUGAGUGUUUUGUGAUCAUAAGUAUGGAGAACUUGGGGAAAGUGGAGAGACAUGAAGAACAUGAAAGUCCAAAAAUGAAGACAUCUACCCUCGAUCGGGAGCUCCACGAGGUGGUUAGUAACAAGGAGAUGCUUUCUCGUGCAGUAGAGAUGUUUUUUGAUAACAUUAUCGACAAAAUAUUAUUAGGAAUUGUAUUUGAUAUGCAUAGAAAAUAUAAAACCAAUAGUUUUGAUCCAAUCUCUGAAGAAAUACCCCCUGAGAUACCAGAAGAAGCACUUUAUACUGAUAUAUUUGGCCCCUUAAAAAAGAAAGUUCCAAACUGUUUAUGUCCUAACUGUGAUAGACUUGUUGGUGCCGGAAGAUUUGCCCCACAUCUUGAAGGUUGUAUGGGGAUGAAAGAAUCAAGAACUGCUACUAGAAGAAUUGCUAGCAAUAAUAGUGUAAACAGUAGCAAAGAAAAAAAAAAUGAAAACACCGCUAACUAUGGAAGCACUGCCAGUGAUGAUGAAUAUAAUUCUGAUUGGGACUGGGGAGAUAAGAGACGUAAGAAGAAGUACAAGAAUGGAAACAAGAAGAAAUGUACAACUAAUGUUAAGAAGACUGCUGAAUCAGAAACAGUAGAGGCAAUGAACAUCGAUGUGGAAGGUGAGGAUGAUUAUUUAUCAAAUCUAAGAGAUUUACUCCAAGAUUCUUCUAACAAUAGCUCUCCAAGUGACUCACCUGUCUCUAAAAAAAAAGAAAAAUCUGCCAAGAAUAAAAAAGGAAUCCGCAAAGACAGAGCAAGCCCCAACACCAGCUUCAAUGUAGACUGAAAACAACUGGAAACUUUGACUGAGCACCCGAUUAUUUUUCAUUUAGCAUUAAGGAGUAAAUAAUUGUGAUUACUGUAUGUGGGUCUUUGUUUAUAGAAAAACACUUAAACAUAAUACGCUUAGAAUGAAUCGUUUUUUCUACUAGAAAAUACUAUACAUUAUUCACAUAUUAGUUAAAGAUUGCCUUAAAGUUUGUACUCUUUCUUGUUCUUGUCUAACUAGUUUUAAACUUCGUUUGUGUUGUCGUACUGGCAUUUAUUAUAAUCUGUGUUACAAUUUUUUUAAAGCAAGCAGAAAAGCUGCUUU
Messenger RNA from Agrilus planipennis (emerald ash borer), 1237 nucleotides. It is a transcript of the gene Sgf11, whose product is annotated as SAGA-associated factor 11 homolog. Gene Ontology annotation, biological process: regulation of transcription by RNA polymerase II; positive regulation of DNA-templated transcription. The record is from RefSeq and is a predicted model, not a curated record. The transcript is spliced from 3 exons. NCBI's taxonomy places the organism in Eukaryota, Metazoa, Arthropoda, Insecta, Coleoptera, Buprestidae. The coding region runs from base 143 to 931 and encodes 262 amino acids. Gene Ontology annotation, cellular component: SAGA complex; DUBm complex. Gene Ontology annotation, molecular function: transcription coactivator activity.